Molecule: messenger RNA, 3009 nt
Organism: Chlorocebus sabaeus (green monkey)
Lineage: Eukaryota; Metazoa; Chordata; Mammalia; Primates; Cercopithecidae
Source: RefSeq, a predicted model, not a curated record
AUGGGGUCUGCGGUUGGUGGCAUCUGGCAAAAAAGCAGAAUAGAAAGGGCUAUGAGCCGGCCCAGAAUCGAGCCUGCAGAUGGAAGCAGUUGCAGUGUUGAGGGGCAGAAAUGUCCUGCUGCCUUAGGCCAGCCUGGACAAACUCCCCCUCCUUGCUCUCCUGCCCCACAACAGUGCCCUCUGUCAACUGCUAACCAGACUGCCCCAUUCCCUUCCCCCUCUGAUGCCUCGGCCCUUUUGAUUCCUUUUACCCAGUCAUCCUCUGGAACAGCCCUACCUUACAGGAACUGCCCUGAAGGCCCCAACCUUCUACCAAACCUAAUAGGGCCUCCCAUCUCCCCAGCUGCAUGGCUCGCUCUCCAUGUGAUAGCUCCAACUCUGAAAGGGACGCCUUCCUCUUCAGCUCCCUUAGCUCUGGUUGCCCCUGAGGCUCCCCACUCAGUUCAGAAGAGUUCUGCUUCACCUAACCUUCCUUCUUCACCUCCUUCAGUGGCUGUAGCUGAGUCAGGGUCAGUGAUAUCACUGUCAGCUCCCAUUGCUCCCUCAGAACCAAAGACUAAUCUUAUUAAAGUUCCUCUAGUAGUCCCUAAUCCAAAAGGCGCCCCCAGUCCUCCUAUAGUCAGUACCGUUCCUUACCACUGUGUGACUCUGGCCUCUGUUCAAUCUGGAAUGGCCUCCCUUCCUCAGACAACACCCACAACUACCCUAGCUAUCACUUCCCCUCAAGUCAAUGCCACCAUUUCCUCAGCUCUGACUUCUCCACAAAACCCAGGAAGCCUCAGCCUAAAGGGGCCUGUUAGUCCAUCUGCUGCCUUACCUCUUUCAACUCAGUCUCUUCCUGUGGUGACCACUUCUCAAAAGACUGUGGGUCCCAACACCCCCAGAUUUCCCAUUUAUCUGGGCUCUCCUGCACCUUUAUAUCAAAGUUCUUUUGGUUCUGUCAACCUUUAGGUCAAACAAGUCCCAGUGCUUUGAAAGGCAGACCCUACAGUGAAGACCAUUUCUAUAGAUCAUUCUUCCACAGGGGACUCUUAUCCUUCGAGAUCUGUAAUUCCUCCCCUUCCUUCCAGAAAUGAGAGUGGUUCUGCUACUGUGGCUGCCACUUUCAGUGGUGGCUCCAUUGUUGACAAAGUCCCUCUACCAUCUUCUUUAACCUACAGCCCUUCUGGCUCCUUAAAUGUAACUACCUCCUCUUCAUUAUCUCCUCUGACCUCUCUCAUUCUCAGCUCUCCUAAAGCCACUCAUCAUUAUCCUUUAGUGUAGCCCAAAUGCCUGUUCUUCUGUGAGACCACCCCUUGUGACCCCUAUGCAAUUGAUGCAGCUAACUUUGAGGUAGCUACUUGUAUUUCUCUCCAAUUUCAUCAGGUCCAUAAGUAAUAUAGAACCAACCCUGCUGCCUUGGUUAUGGCACCUGUGGCUCCCAAAGAGCCUUCUACUCAAGUAGCAACCACUCUGAGGACACCAGUCUCUCCUCCUCUGCCAGACCCUGAAAACCUCAAAAAUCUUGAUUCAGUAUUGGUUAAAUUCCAACACAAAGACCUCCAAACUGUACCUGCCUCUCGUGUAGGAGCUCAACUCUCCAGCCCAAGCAGAACUCACCACAAGAAAGACCCUACUGUGUUACCAUUAGCCCAGACAGUUAUUAAAAAUUCCCCUUCUUUCCAAAAGCCUUCUACCUCUUCUCAGAGAUAUCUUUCUCCUGAAACCACCAUAGCAAAGAAAAGCCUUGGAGGCCCUCUCCCAACAGUGACUGCAUUUCCUUUGCAAAGUGCUGACCCUGCUGGGAGUGACUCCCCACAACUGCCACAACCAGCUGCCUCUGAGAAGGUCCUUCCUAAACCUGAAUCAGCAUCUGUCUCUCCACCACCCACCCCACCAGUCUCUCUGCCUCUUGCUCCCUCCCCAGUUCCCACUCUGCCUCCUAAACAGCAAUUUUUGCCGUCCUCUCCUGGGCUGGUGUUGGAAUCACCCUCUAAACCCAGCCCCGCCCCUGCUGGUGAGGAUGAGCUGCCGCCUCUGAUACCCCCGGAACCAAUCUCUGGGAGUGCAACUCCAGUCAGUCUCGUCAACAUGCCCACCCCCAAAGCUGCUGGAAUCCCUGUCCCAACCCCCUCUGCCAAGCAGCCUGUUAUGAAGAACAACAAGGGUCUGGAACAGAAGUCUGACAGUGAAUCAGUACCAGAGCUUGAAGAACAGGAUUCGCAGGCAACCACACAACAAGCCCGGGUGGCAGCUUCAAUUGAUGAAGAACCAGUCAGUAAACAAAACGGAAGUCGGUGCUGAAAGAAGGCACGGAAGGCUAUGUCCACAGGUCUUCGACAGGUUACAGGAGUUACUAGAGUCACUAUCAGAAAAUCUAGAAUAUCCUCUUUGUCAUCACAAAACCAAGAUGUCUACAAAGAGCCUGCUUCAGAUACUUACAUAGUUUUUGGGAAGCCAAGGUGAGUAAACUUUUCUUGGCAAGCUUCAACUAGCAGCUGCUGAAAUUCAGAAGUUCAAGGUGAAGCUGUCUCAAACAUUCAAGAAAACACACAGACUCCAACCGUACAAGAGGAGAGUGAAGAGGAACAAUUCGAUGAAACGGGUGUAGAAGUUAAGGACAUAGAAUUGGUCAUGUGCAAGCAGAGUAGCCAAAGAGCAAAGGGUCGAGCCCUGAAGAACAACAGUAAUGAUUGUAAAUGCGAUUGGAAAAAAGAAAGCCGCGCCGGACCCCGAAAACAAGGACUGCGCACGCGCAGCGGUAAAGGCCCGGGCAUUUUGCUGCGUCACCAGCCGCCGCCCGGCCUCACCACCCCUCGUUUGCACGCACGCACGUUCAUUCUCCGUCCUCGCGCCCGUUUUCCUACACUUUCCUCUUCUCCCCGACCGGAGGAGCCGCUCUUUCCGCGCGGUGCAUUCUGGGGACCGAGGUCGAGCCCGCCGCUGCCGCCGUCGCCUGAGGGAAGCGAGAAGAGGCCGCGACCGGGGAGAAAACGCGGAGUCGCCACUGGAGAGAAGUCGACUCCCUAG